Messenger RNA from Austrofundulus limnaeus, 1873 nucleotides. RefSeq names its product nuclear receptor binding factor 2b (gene nrbf2b). The record is from RefSeq and is a predicted model, not a curated record. NCBI's taxonomy places the organism in Eukaryota, Metazoa, Chordata, Actinopteri, Cyprinodontiformes, Rivulidae. Gene Ontology annotation, biological process: autophagy.
AACAGCUGUUACGUCACAACGUUUUCGUCUGGCUGGAAGUAGAGCCGACUCCGUGCUGAACUGACACUAAAAACCGUGUAGUUUGUGUAACUUAUAUUUGAAAUGUGGUGCGAAUGACAGUGCGCGACACAAAGCGACAUAUUUCAUGUAGAGUUAGCCAUCGGGAAACGGACUCAAUGGAAGUGGAGGACAGUCCGCUGAACCUGAUCUUCUCACAGAAGCAAUGAAGACCACAGAGUGUGAACAGGCUCGUCUGUCCAUGGAGCUGCAGAGAGAUAGCCACAUCAAACAGCAGCAACUGAUCCAAGAACGCUGGAAGAGAGAAGCUCGCCGUGAGGCAACCAAGGCCCGGCCCAGCCUGGUGCAGCCUCCUGGUGGUCCGAGGGUCCCUGCGGACGCUCAGCAUCCAGACCAGCCUCAGGUUCACAGCAGCCUCUCAGCUGAACCCAGCGGCGAGAGGGAAUACGACACCUUACUUUAUCAAUUUCAAGUCCGACAGACUCACAACUGCCAGCCUUCGACUCCCCCGUGCUCUGGGUCUAAAACCAUUAAAGAUGACAAAACUCGUCUUGAAGAGCAACAGACCACCAUUGAAGACCUGCGGCGCCUGGUGGACCACCUAAUGAAUGAGAACCAGCGCCUGUCAUCCGAUAACGACAGGCUGAGUUUGGAAAACGCGCGGCUGCAUUCGGAGGCGGCGGACUUUGUGGAGCGCUCGGAGCUCUGGGUGCUCCCACAGGCAGGGAGCGUUAUGGGAACAGGAAGUGGGCAUGAGAGGAAGAGUACUGGAAAAAACAAGGAGAUCGCCAUCCCUCAGCUGCCCCCGCUGGAGAUGCCAGCUGAGGAGGAUCUGUGUCUGGACAACCUGCCGCCCCUGGAGCUGCCAGAGGACAUCCAGAACGAGCUCCAGGAGCUGCUGGACAUGGACAAACUGUGAUGAAAUGACAUCACUGUCAUCAUCAUCAUCAUCAUCCUCAUCGUCAUCAAAUCAGUUAAACUGCUCAGCUUCAGUUCAAACACCAAAGUGCAGGACAUAAACCUCAAAUUUAAAUCUAGAUUCUUCAUAUUUACAAAACAAGGAUCAAAUGAAGGAGAUUUUCACUUUGAAAACCUUUCAGGUGUUCAUGAGUUCUGUGGUUCUGUGAGAAAUGUCUUCUGUCAGAUUUAUAUCUAAUUACUGUCAGAAAUACUCCUGCAGGAAAACUUUUAGCUGCUGCAGUUUGAAACUUCAUUUCACUUAAAGCCCAGCCUUCCUUCACAUUCAGUACUACAUCCUCCACUCAGACUAGCCGUUAGCUCAUCAGUGCAGGUUCACAGAGCAGACAGGUAAGAUGUUUGUUGUUCAUAUCUUUCCUACAGAAACCCUUUAAGACAUCAGGAAGUCCCAACAGUAAAAGCACCAGUGAUGGAAGCAGAAGUUUAAAGGCCUGGAUGAUGCUGAGGUGUUCAGGUGUCGGUGGCAGGAUAAGGUGGCUUCCUGGUGGAUAAUGUUUGUUCAGGUUUUUCUUUUUAAAUCAGAAAAUAAUUAGUUUGAAAACAGCCAACAAUCAUCUUAACUCCAAACACAUUUUCUUUUUGCCUGUUGAAUGUUGUGGGUAAAACGAUGUGAAGCACAUGAGAGCAGGAUGGUGCAGAAAAAAGAUGAGUUUUCCCUGCAGCCGUCUGUUCGCACCGAGGCUCACACUGAACGCUCCACCACUGAGCAUGAAGGAAAGGGAACCAGUACUACCAGCACAGGACUGCAGAAAGUUCAUUUGAUAAAAACUGUGGCUGCAUUUUGAUAUUCAUGUAGCAGAAAGUAAAGGCAUGAAUGAUGAGUGUGUGGAUAUUCUUUAUGUUUUAGUCAUUAAAACUGAGUAAUGAAAGCCUAAAA